This is a messenger RNA of Zygotorulaspora mrakii, 528 nucleotides long. RefSeq names its product L-methionine (R)-S-oxide reductase. Bases 1 to 528 code for a protein of 175 amino acids. The record is from RefSeq and is a predicted model, not a curated record. The transcript has a single exon. Lineage: Eukaryota; Fungi; Ascomycota; Saccharomycetes; Saccharomycetales; Saccharomycetaceae. Gene Ontology annotation, molecular function: L-methionine (R)-S-oxide reductase activity; protein binding. Gene Ontology annotation, cellular component: cytosol.
AUGGGGUACCAUGCCAACCUUGCCGAUUUCUCCGACGUUGAUGAUAGAAAAGAAGAAGCUCUAAAAAUGCUGCUGGAAAACUACAAGGCUUUGACCAUUGAUCAAAAUAACUGGGUCUGCAAUUUAUCUAAUGCUUCGUCUCUGAUUUGGCAUUGUUACCGAUCAUUGAGUAUUGACAUCAAUUGGGCUGGGUUUUAUUUUGUGAAUGAUGACAAGAAGGAGCUGUUAUUGGGACCUUUCCAGGGAAAGGUUGCCUGUCAAACGAUACCAUUUGGCAAGGGAAUCUGUGGCGUUGCAGCUGCCACACAAGAAACACAGCUAGUGGAAGAUGUAGACAAGGCUCCCCAUCACAUUGCUUGCGACGGUGAUACAAAAAGUGAAAUUGUUGUACCAAUCGUGAACAAUGGAACCAAAAGAACUUUAGCUGUUAUUGAUAUAGACUGCAGAGACUUCAAUGCGUUUGAGGAUCUCGAUAAAGAGUACUUGGAACAACUAGGCAAGUUGAUAGGAGAAACUUGCAUAUUUUAA